This is a messenger RNA of Rhinichthys klamathensis goyatoka, 1451 nucleotides long. RefSeq names its product SUV39H1 histone lysine methyltransferase a (gene suv39h1a). Lineage: Eukaryota; Metazoa; Chordata; Actinopteri; Cypriniformes; Leuciscidae. Gene Ontology annotation, cellular component: nucleus. The record is from RefSeq and is a predicted model, not a curated record. Bases 83 to 1291 code for a protein of 402 amino acids. Gene Ontology annotation, molecular function: protein binding; zinc ion binding; histone H3K9 methyltransferase activity. The transcript has 6 exons.
UGAUUGAUUUAGGCGAACAUGGCACAAUAUUUGAAAGGAAUAUACAUUAUGGAGACCCUUACAUAUGAUUUAAGAUUGCAGGAUGUCUUGUAAACUUUCAUGGGAGGACCUCCAGGCUCUGUGCCGCAGAGAAAGACUAGUUUGCAAACAGCUGAGUGUGACAAAGAACAACUUUAAUGAUUAUGAAGUGGAGUAUCUAUUCAACUACAAAAAACACAAGGGUCGCGAGUUCUUCCUGGUAAAGUGGAGGGGCUAUGCAGAGUCAGAAAACACAUGGGAGCCUCUCAAAAACCUUAAAUGCCCAGUACUCUUGCACCAGUUUCGAAAAGACAUGAGGGCAGCUCUUCUUCAGGCCAAUGACCCGCUCGAUUCAGCAUCUUUGAGCGCCCCCGUUGUGUCCUUCCUCCUCCAGAAAGCCAAGCAACGUAUCAAGCUUAAAAAAUGGGAAGACCUCCUGAACCAGACCUGCAGGCACAAGGGCUGCAUAUUUGUUUGUAAUGAGGUCGAUCUGGACGGACCUCCUAAAAACUUCACCUACAUUAAUGACAAUAAGUUAGGGAAAGGAGUGGAUGUGAAUAGAGUGACAGUGGGCUGUGAGUGUGAUGACUGCAUCUCUCAGCCGAUCGACGGCUGCUGUCCAGGGCUGCUGAAGCAUCGGAGAGCGUAUAAUGUCAGCAGGCAGGUGAAAGUGAUGCCCGGGGUACCCAUCUACGAGUGUAACUCCAUGUGCCGAUGUGGUCCUGACUGUGCUAAUAGGGUUGUGCAGAGAGGAAUUCAGUAUGAUCUGUGCAUCUUCAAAACAGCAAAUGGCAGAGGGUGGGGAGUGCGGACGCUGCAGAGGAUUUACAAAAACCAUUUCGUUAUGGAGUAUCUCGGAGAGAUCAUUACCACAGAGGAAGCAGAGAGGAGAGGAGUGGUUUACGAUAAGCAAGGCGUCACCUACCUGUUUGAUCUGGACUAUGUGGAGGACGUCUACACCAUCGAUGCAGCUCAUUAUGGAAACGUCUCUCACUUUGUCAACCACAGCUGCGAUCCAAACUUGCAGGUGUAUAAUGUUUUUGUUGAGAACUUAGAUGAGCGACUUCCCAGAAUUGCAUUCUUUGCCAAACGAGGGAUCAAAGCAGGAGAAGAGCUCACCUUUGACUACAAGAUGACCAUUGAUCCAGUAGAUGCAGAGAGUAAAAAAAUGGACACAGACUUCAGUCGGGCUGGAAUUGAAGAAUCCCCCAUCAAGCGGAUCCAUUUGGAGUGCAAGUGUGGAGUGAAGAACUGCCGGAAAUAUCUGUUUUAAUCCAGCUCACACAAAAGCAAGAUUUUUAUAACAUUUCAUGAAAUUAUUUUUGUAUGUUUAUUUAUUUAUUUUAUGUGUAUACCGGUAUGUACUUUAAAUAGAUUUUAACUUCAUGUAUUUGUUAGUGACCAUUGUGAUGUAUGAUGGCUUUUAUUCAUUC